AUGGCUUUUAAGUCCUUUCUGGUCCUGGGAUUGUUCCUACGACUGCUCCCUGGCCGUGGGCUGGAUCAGAGUGUCUUCUGCAGCUACUCUAUGGCUGCCAGCAACGGAGACACAUGCCAGUCCUUCGCCACAAGCUGGGGUAUUACCCUUGCUAACUUUGAGUUAUUGAAUCCCUAUCUCCGUUGUUCCACGCUUGUAGUUGGUCGGAGCUACUGCGUGAUUGGCAGCGUCUCGUCGGCCACAACCAAAUCGACAACGACGACGACGUCCACUACCUCUAUUACUAGCUUUAAGCAUACGGCCACGGGAUCGUCGUUGCCCUCCCCUACCAAAUUCGGCAUCACCGCGGCCCAGUUGUUCGCGGCCUGGAACCCCUCCAUUAACGCAGAAUGCACCAUCUAUUCGGUCCGAUUAUGCGCAUCCACAUUGAAAAGACACUCCCUCAGCUACAAAACCGGUCGCACGACGCUGAGGAAGAGUCGUGGGACUCUCCUGGUUUGUGAUGUGACGCCGUUGCCGCAGAACUUCGAGUCUGGCACGGGAGAGAGCCCGCUGAUUCCGAUGAAUGGCGGCGGAGCAGAUUUAUACCGUAUCUUUGGAUCUGAGGCGUCUUUGAGUGUGUCAGAUAUGACGCGGUGGAGCAACAUGGGAGGGAGAAGAGCUGGAGUCAGCCGUUGGCGAUGGAUCGAGUCGACGUGGAUGAUGUGUCGACGCUGUUUGAUCUGCAGCUGGUGUAUUUUGAUGUCAGAGCCUAGUUGUUCGGGCGAGGAUGCUCUGAGAACGUUAAGAGUGUGUCAGGCGGUGCAGCAGGCGUUGGAGACAGGCGAGACGGUAGACCUGUGA
Molecule: messenger RNA, 843 nt
Organism: Aspergillus tanneri
Lineage: Eukaryota; Fungi; Ascomycota; Eurotiomycetes; Eurotiales; Aspergillaceae
Exons: 4
Coding region: 1-843 (280 amino acids)
Source: RefSeq, a predicted model, not a curated record